Messenger RNA from Globicephala melas (long-finned pilot whale), 2241 nucleotides. RefSeq names its product tumor necrosis factor receptor superfamily member 10A-like. The record is from RefSeq and is a predicted model, not a curated record. Lineage: Eukaryota; Metazoa; Chordata; Mammalia; Artiodactyla; Delphinidae. Gene Ontology annotation, biological process: TRAIL-activated apoptotic signaling pathway; positive regulation of apoptotic process. Gene Ontology annotation, molecular function: TRAIL binding. Gene Ontology annotation, cellular component: plasma membrane; cell surface.
AGUGAGCUCCCGCACACCUCACGGGCGGCAGGGACGAUCCAGAGCCCCACGAAAGACACUGUUGCUUCCUGAUGGCUCUGCAGGCUGUCACGCCGCGGCGGCUGGGACAGCGAGCGCCCCGCGACAGCACGGGGCAGCGGGGACAGAGCCCACCGGCCGCCUCGGGCUCCGGAGCAGGGCGCCCCCCCGGUCCCAGGCCUCGGCUCCGGGGGCCCUUGGCUCUCAUCUUUGUCGUCCUGCAAUCGGUCACAGCUGCCUCAAUCAUGCCCACAGGGAAGGAUGGAGUUCACCAACAAUUAGCUGCCCCACAGGGAUGGAGGCGCAGGACCUGGGAGUUGUGUCCCCCAGGAUACCAUGUAUCAGAAGAUGGAGAAAACUGUAUAUCCUGUACAAAUGGAGUGGACUUUACUAAUCACUGGAAUAUGCUCCCUUCCUGCUUACCAUGUACAAUCUGUAAAUCAGGUGAAGAAGAGAGGACCCCUUGCACGGCGACUAAGGACACACAGUGUCAGUGCAAACCUGGAACUUUCCAUGAAGAAGACUCACCUGAGUUCUGCCAGAAGUGCAGCACUGGGUGCCCUGAUGGGAUGGUCGUGGCCACGCCCUGUAGCCCUUUCAGCGACCUCACAUGUGUGGACCGAAAAUCAGGUACCCAGGCCAGUGGGGAGGCCCCGGUUCCUGGUGAGACAGUGACCAUGCACCCAAGACUGCCCACCACUCCCUCUUCCUCCUCAGACACUUCACAGCUGGUGAUCAUAGUUGUAGCUGUAAUUAUAGCUGUCUGUUUCCUGCUGGUGAUCAUGUGUCUUUUCUGGCGGUUCUGCAUUCAAGGUCGUGGUGUGGACCCUAAGUGCAUGGACAAAGUCUUUUUCUGCUGCUCCUGUCCCCCAAGAGGUCCUGGGGCUCUGGACAAUGCCCAUAACAACAUGCUGAUCAACAGAGAUUUGCUGUCCAUUCUGGUGCCCAAGAAGGACCUAGAAGACCAGGAGCAGGACAAGCUGACAGGUGUCAUGGUACAGUCUCCAGUGGAAGCAAAGCAUUUACUGGAACCAACAGAAGAUGAAGCAUCUCACACGAGAAGAAGGCUGCUGGUUCCAGCAAACGGUGCAGACCCCACUGAAAGUCUGAGACUAUUCUUCGAUUACUUUGCAACCGCCGUGUCCCCUAACUGCUGGGACUCACUCAUGAGGCAGUUGGGCCUCACGCGAAAUGAGAUCCUUCUGGCCAGAGAAGGGGUCCGGGUCCCUCGGGAUGCCUUGUAUGAAAUGCUAGAGACCUGGGUCAGCAACAAGGGACGGGCGGCUUCAGUCAACACCCUGCUGGAUGCCUUGGAAACGCUGGGGGAAAGACUGGCAAAGGAGACAAUUCGGGACCACCUGUUGGGCUCGGGAAAGUAUGUCUGUGAAGAUGGUGAAGCAGGCUCUGCUGUGUCCUGAGUCUAAAAGAAUCUCUUUAUGAAACUACAGCUUCCCUACUUUACCUUUUCUUCUGGAAAGGGACACAUGAUUGGACACCAGCCUGGAUGAAACAGCCGGUACUUGACGAAUACUUGAAGGAACACUAUCAUUCGAUAUAUGCAGAAGUUGUAGAGUUCUAGAACUUUUCAGUAAAAUGAGUAAUUUUUAUGAAAUGUCAUUGAUAAAUGAUGGUGGAAAUAUUUAUAAAUAUUUAUGCUCGUGUAUGUACUGAGAGUUGAUUUAGGAUGUCAUUUAGUUCAGAGCACUUUGUCAUCCUACCAGAACUGCACGUUUUACUUGUAUUUUUUAUUUUGGGACAUCCACCCAUGUUAUGUGCGUACUUAAUUAUGUCUAAUGACGACUUAAUAUUUUAUGAUAAGCAUCUUUCCAUUUUAAUAUUUUUGUAUAGAUUUAUAUGAACGUGGGAAACCUUUUGGAAAGGUUACUUACUAGGUUGACUACGUGGGUUCCCUGGAAGGGAGCAGGCAACCAUAAAAUCAGUAAAAAUACAGAGCAGGGAGGACGAAGCCCACUGCAGUGGGAGGCACUGGUGGGAUCAAUUCUCCCUCAUACGGGAGUCUGACUUUGUCUAGGAUUAGAUGACCAGCAACUUUUAAAGUGUCCAUCAUUUCCCACUGACAAUUUUAUAGGUGUGGGAUUAUUUAUAUUAUUUAUUGGUAGAUGUUUACAAAUGAGGAGAGAGUGAGGAGAAGUAGCAUCCACAUGCAGCCCUGUGUCUGGUAUCCAUGAACUGGGCUGUCAUGCGUGGGCCUCCUCCUGUUCA